Molecule: messenger RNA, 1270 nt
Organism: Harmonia axyridis
Lineage: Eukaryota; Metazoa; Arthropoda; Insecta; Coleoptera; Coccinellidae
Gene: Sgf11
Product: SAGA-associated factor 11 homolog
Exons: 2
Coding region: 107-886 (259 amino acids)
Biological process (GO): regulation of transcription by RNA polymerase II; positive regulation of DNA-templated transcription
Cellular component (GO): SAGA complex; DUBm complex
Molecular function (GO): transcription coactivator activity
Source: RefSeq, a predicted model, not a curated record
AAUGACAUCUCAUCGACAUUUCUGUGACCGUUAAUUUGUUUUGGCAUUUUAAUGAUGAAAAAUAAAUAACAAAAAUAAUCGAUUAUUAGUUUUCACUAGAAUUAAUAUGGCAGGACGAUGCCCUGAAGAUAUGAACGAUGAACUAUUUUCAAAACUGAGCAGAGAUUUACAUGACAUAGUGAGUAAUCCGCAAUUGUUGAGAACUUCAACAGAACGAUUUUUCAAUAAUCUAGUAGACGAAUUGACCCUAGGAAUUAUAUUCGACACGCAUCGAAAAGCCAAGACAAGAGCAUUCGAUUUUGAUGAUGAAGGAGAUGGUAUCGAAAUCGAAAGAGGGGAAGAUAUAGAAACCUUUUCUCAAUACAACAUCAAAAAAACUCAGGAUUGUGUUUGUCCAUACUGCGACAGAGCUGUUGCAGCCACAAGGUUUGCCACACAUCUUGAAAGAUGUAUGGUUGAGGGUAAAAACAGGCAAAAGAAUGCCGCAAGAAAGGCUGCCGCUAAACAAGAACAAGAGAACGAUUAUAGGGAUAAUGGAAUGAGUGAGGAUUAUGAUAAUACAGAUGAUGAUGCCGAUUGGAGUCCGGGUGAUAAAAGGCGCAAGAAGAAAAAGGAAAAGAAUGGAAGAAAGCGUGCUAAAGCUACUCCCAAGAAAAACGCAGAAAAUGACUAUAUGGACUCACUCAACCUAGAAGCGGAGGCAGAUGAACAGGAUCUCUCUAAUUUGAGAGAUUUGCUACAAGACCGUUCAAACUGUUCUUCUCCAGCCGAUUCAACUUGCAGCAGCCGUUCUGGUUCCUCCGGAGGUAGGAAAAGGGAAAAGUCCAGAACUAAAAGGAGGAGGGAAAGGGCUUCCCCCUGUUCCAGCAAUUCAAUGUUGGAUUGAAUCUUUUUUUUUUUUCGUAAUUAUAAAGUUAAUGAUAAUGAAUAGUUGAAUGAUUUAUUAGAUUCUAAUUUAUGAUUGAUAUAAGCUUGCAAAUCGUAGCAUAUCAGCUAUAUUUAUUAUUUUAAUAUUGAUUAAUAUUUAUAAUUUUAGAUUUUAUCCAAAAUUGAAUGAAAUUUAGGCUGUGCAAUCAAUGAAACUUAUCUGUUAAUGAAUGUUCCUCUUGGUUCAAAUUUAAAUUGUAUUUUAUUCUAAUUGUGGUAAUGAUUUUAUUCCUAAUUUGUGUCGUUAAUAUUUAAUUUGAAUAAUAGCAAUAUAUUGUGUGAAGAAUAUUUAUUUGUAGGCUCUGGCCGAUUAUUGAAAACAAUAAAUGUUUGCGAUUGUUCA